UGAAAAUCACCGAUAGCACGGUCUGCGUCUGCAGUUGUGAAGGAUCUCCUACUCCCACCUCCUGGAGUUAUUUUCGCACCUAUGCGAUUUGAAUUUGAGUACGGUGUUGUUCGAGAAAAAUUGAAAUUACUUGUUCAAGAAAAGAGAAAAGAGUAAAAAUGGUUGUCAACAAGAAUCGCACGGUCGUCCAAUUGUCGACGGCGGUUGUGUACCUCGGUUCAACUACUACUACUGCAUCUGGAGCCAGGCUGAUUCCAUCCUCGCUGGAGGAGCUAACGCAGCGCACCGGGCAGUUCCUCGGCGGGCAAACCGUUGCGGGGGCGAAGAGCGAUGAAGGUGGCAGUGCACCAGGGGCUUCGUCAUCGGCAAAAACUUCAGUGGUGAAGAGGGGAAAUUUGCGGGGAACGGGAUUGGCUGCUGCAGGCGCGGCGUCAGCUGCUGCGUCACCCACUUUGUCAACGGGUAUGUUGGUUUGGGUUUCGAAUUGAGAAUGUUUUUGUGCCGUUGUUUCUUCUAAGUACCCAUUCUGAUUCUUUCCUCUGGCUGUGUUUUCCUUUUCAUCUAGUCGUUGUCGUUCAUAAAACAUGAUUUAUGUAUGAAGUUGAUAAAAUCAUCAAUUCGUUUCAGAUACACCUGUGCAUCAAACGGAGGACCUCAACGUCAAGACUAAUUUGGCGUCAGCGGCGUCAUCAGGCCAUGCCUCAAGUUUUCUUUCCAUGAGCACCUCGACAUCAUCGACCGUGGAGAGUAAGAAAAGCACAGCGGAGCAGGCGAAGAAGGAAGCGUCUUCGACCUCGACGGCUACGACGCAGGUGAAAGCAGAUGGCGACAAGAAGCGUGAUGGGGACCACAAAGACAAGGAUGAAGGUGGUGACAAAGGCAAGGCAGGUGACAAAAAAGACAAAACGGAUGGUGAUGAGAAAAAAGAGGGUGGCGAGAACAGGGAUGAGGGAGACUCCACUCCCGCGCCCUCGGCCACCGAACCACCACCGCCGGCUGACGCGGAUCCGCUCGCUGCCUGCUGCGGUGGGGACGACCAGCCGGCGGUUACGACUCCCCCGACGGACACGGCAACCACCAGCCCCAAGCCGGACAGUUCCUCUUUCGUGCAGAAGGCAAAGGCAGAUGCAGAUGGCGAAGCUACGACGACCGCUCCGGCCUCGUCGGCGGAACAAACGGCGAGCGCAGACUCGUGCGGCGGCGCCUGCGACGGACUGCUGGGCGGCGGUGGAGAAGGAGCGGAGGCGACUUCCUCGGAAAGCGCGGCUACGACCGCAGCGCCGACGUCGUCGAGCGAAAAUGAAAAUGCCAGUGUAUCUUCCACCCCGGCUCCGAAGAGCACCAGUUUUCUGCAGCAAGGGAGGAGGAUGGAGGACCCCCAAGAUGCCCGGCCGGAGCCGCUCCCCACCACGCCCAGACCCGCAGGACCCAACCCGGAGUAUUCCACGCUGAUGCCCGAGGACCGCGCGAUGGGCAGCACGCUCGCGCCGCCCGAGACCACGCCCGAGCCCGGCUCCCUCGCGGGUUGCUGCGGUGGAAGCGGAAACGACGGGGAGGCGGCGUCCGUCACCACGACCGCGACACCGCCGUCACCAGACAAGGCGUCCCUCUCCACCACGUCGUUUGUCGAGCUGGGGACCACGGAGAAAGCAGCGGCAGGUGGAGGAAAACGAAAUGUGAAAAUCGCGGGUGACACAGACACCACCAUCGAGACUGCGCACGGGAGGACGGAAGACCAUCAUGCGCCGCUGGAGCAGGUAUCGUAAGGCAAAAUCCCCCCUCCCCAUAUCAAAAAGGUAUUUCUCAAAAAAUUUGUAAUGCUGAUGUGUGACCACAAAUCUUUUUGUCUUGCAAGAAGGCAACUCUACAGUCUCCGCAGCAUUAUGCGGGCGGUUUGUGAUGCUGCUCGGGCUACAGCAUAACCAUUUGCGACGCUAAGCGUCCACGUCAGAAGCCCUGUACUCAGGCACGGCAUAUGCCUGCAGUCCUGUACUGCAAGACAGCUCUGAUUUGUGUACGGAAAUCCAGCAUCAGAAAUUUCAUUUUGAUAUGGGGAGGGGGGAUUUUUCCUUUUGAUAGCAGGAGCCGAGCGGUUUCGCAUCGGCGCCGGCGACCUUUCUGCAGUUCGUGCAACACCUGUUCUUGUCGCCAGCUGAGCCGAAAGCCGACACGCACCACACCUCCGAACAAGAAAACACGGCACACACGGUAUGAUGAAUACUUUUGUCUUCAUCUGAUCAUGACCCUCAGGUUUUUUGAGCAUGCAAUGUCAAGAAUAGAACAACGAAUGAUUCAGGCAUGAUGUUGUGUCAACGCAUCCAAGAAAUUUUCGACUUUGACAUUCAAACUCUCACUCUACAGGCCUUCGAGGCGUUGCACAUCAUGUGAUUUGCUUUCGUUAUUCGGGGGAAUGGAGGAAGGUCAGAAAAAAAAACGUUAUCUCCAUGUACAAUACGGAAAUUAAACAAUUUGAAUCAAUUUGUCGUCGAGUGUCACAUUGGACCUGCAUUGAAUUUCCUGGAGACAGAGCCAGGGUUUGUACAAUCGAUUCUUGAAAAAUGAAAUAUCUGAAGCUUUUGACAGUACCACAGUUGAUGCAAAAAUAGAACAGCUGUAGUUAUCUUCUUCUUCACUAAUGUAAAUGAAUCUUAGAUUUAGCUAGCUACUAUCACCGCUUUAGCUUUUGAUGUAUGCUUUCCAAAAUUAAUGUUCUUGUCCUUUCUCAAUGUACCAAAGAUUCUUUUGUUAUCGUGUGUGACCAGCCAUCAGCUGCACGGACGCAGAAUUUUUGCAACUGAAACCGAAAUUCGUAGAAACGUCACAAGGCGGAAGAUUUGUACAUUGUAGCUCUCAGAGGAGCAAGGAAAAGGCAAGGCUGCUCAUGCAGAUACAGUCACAGAACCGGAAGGGACGCCAAAAAU
Amoebophrya sp. A120 is the source of this 2921-nucleotide messenger RNA. The record is from the annotation of a GenBank genome assembly. Lineage: Eukaryota; Dinophyceae; Syndiniales; Amoebophryaceae.